Aricia agestis (brown argus) is the source of this 7621-nucleotide messenger RNA. RefSeq names its product protein piccolo-like (gene Ncoa6). Gene Ontology annotation, biological process: positive regulation of transcription by RNA polymerase II. The transcript is spliced from 10 exons. Bases 230 to 5245 code for a protein of 1671 amino acids. Gene Ontology annotation, cellular component: nucleus; transcription regulator complex; histone methyltransferase complex. Lineage: Eukaryota; Metazoa; Arthropoda; Insecta; Lepidoptera; Lycaenidae. The record is from RefSeq and is a predicted model, not a curated record.
AUGCGCAUGUCAAGUCGAAAAUUGCAAAUGGCGUCCGUUGUUAUUGUUCGCACCGAAUAACUAUUUGUAAAUUAUAUACCAAUCGUUUUAGCGAUUUUUCUAAUGGACUGUAUUACUAAUAUGAUGCUCUAACUCCUGAUGAUUCUGUGUAAAACGUUUUAAGAUGAUUUGAGGCACGGGACAAUAAAACUCGUGUGUGAUUGAGCGGAAUGUGACAUUGUAUGAUAGCAUGGCAGCGGAUAGCGAUGGCGUGGGACUGGCGGGCGGUGGCGGCACGUGCGGCGUGGUGGUGACCUGCGAGGGUGACUACCACGACCCCAAGUUCCCCGCGCGCCUCAACCGCCUUCUGCGCGAACUUCGCGCGCUGCUCGCUGAGCCUCAUCCGCACACACUCAAAGUUAACAAGGUGGAGCCGUGGAACUCAGUCCGCGUGACGCUGUCGGUGCCCCGCGCGGCGGCGGCGCGGCUGCGGGCGCUGGCGGCGGCGGGGGCGCCCCAGCUGCGCGCGCUCGGCAUACUGUCCGUCCAGUUGGACGGUGACGCGGCCGUCUCGCUGCGACUCCAGCACGGCGCCGAGCUGAGAAUCAACACCGAACCCAACGAUGCGAGUACAUCGAGAUCUCAAUCGAAUUCUGAGCUGCUGGCCGGCUUGGGGGGCAUCGGGCGACUGAUAGCGGACGGCGAGGGCGCGUCCACGAGCGCCGAGCCGCCGCCCCCCGCGACGCGCGACAACUUCAAGUCGCCCAACACCGUGUGCCCCAUGGACGGCAAGAUACCGCAGAACAUUCCCACGCCGACCACCGAUCGGUGCGAGUUCCCCUUCGGAAGCAUGACGCAGGCCAGGGUCAUACAUCGAAAGGAAAAUACGUUAGGAAUAUCGGCGUGCUCGAGCAGCAUGCGCACGGGCGGCGAGACGCAGUUCGCGCGGCCGUCGACGUCGGCGUUCGCCGGGCCGCCGCCCCCAUACCCCGCGCCCCCCGCGCCGCCCGCCCCCGCCGCGCCCGCCUCGCCCGCCCCCACCAUGGCCAUGUCCUCGCCGUUGCUCGUCAACCUGCUGCAGAACGACGCGCCCGCGCCGCAGCCGCGCGCCAAGGCGCCUCCCAACAAACUCGAUCGGCUCGACGACUCGCAGGUGGAGCUCGCGGUGGGUCGGCCGACGUUCGAGUAUCGCAGCGGCUGUCCGCCGACGCCGACGCCGCGGCCGCCGGCCAGCCCGGGCCCGCCGCCCCCGCCGCGCGCCGCGCCCCGCCCCGCGCCCUUCGUGCGCCGCGCCUAUCCCGCGCGCCCUCCGCCCCCCGCGCCCUUCCGGUCCCCCGCGCCCAAUGCCACCGUGGUCGCGCGCCCGCGCUUCCCGCCCUACACCACGGACGCGUACCCCCCGCCCCCGCCGCCCUACCGGCAGAUCAGCCGUCCGCGUGUGCAGCCGCCCCGCGUCACGCCGGAGGACCUGCAGGCGCUUCUGCCGCCGCCCCCUACUUCUAUGGACCAAAAAACGCAGUCGAGUUACCAGGAGUUCCAGAGGUAUCAGCAGCAGUACAACGCCCGGCAGCGCGCCGCGUCGCGAGCGGCCGCGGCGCCCGCGGCGGACUGGAACGAGCCGUACCGGGACACGCUGGGGCUGGCGCUGCCGGACCUGCCCGACAACUGCGACCUCGACCAGCUCCUGCCCACGCUGGGCGCCGACCUCAACCUCGACGAUCCCGCGCUGUCCGCCAUCUCCGACCUCGACGCCGGCGCCAAGCUCGACCUACUGUACGACCCCGGCGGGGCGGACGGCAACCCCGACGCGCUCCUGCAGGAGAUCACGGGCGGCCAGUUCCCCGCGCCCGCCGUCAACGGCCCCUUCGACCCCGACGUCGACGCCGCCGCGGCCGCACCCCCCGAUGUGCCUUCAAAAUCGUCGAAAACUUUCAGUUUGGACAACUUUAUGCCCCCUCCCCCCGUGCCCCAGCAGUCGUCCUCGAAGUUCACCGUCAAUUCGCCCAACCACACGAUACUCAAUGCGCAGAACGCGCCCUUCAAAUCGCCGCCGCCGAGCGCGUCGUACGCGACGCAGACGAGCGUCGGCCCCGACAGGGUCGCGGACAGGUUCGUCGCGCCGUCGGCAAUGCCUCCGCCCCUGCGGCUCCCCCUGCGGGCGUCCAACUCAGUGUCCACGGCCACGGUCGGCUCGCAGGCGACGGCGCAGGAGAUCGAGGAGCAGAGCAAGCAGUACCUCAUAAAGACGCUGAUGAGGGACGACGACGUCCCGCCGCCGAAGGAGCCCGAAAAGAAACCCGAGGAAGUGACGGUCGCUCAGUGUAAAGUGAAGGAGAAUUCUAGCGGCCCGACGCCGGAGGGGCUCGGGAAUAAAGCCGGGGACGACGAUAGCAGGAAAGAUGAGGACUCGAGGGUGAAAAAUAAAUUAGUCAAGAAGGAGAAGGACGAGAGGACGUUAGCUCAAAAAGGUGAGAAGCCGCGAACCAGCGGGGCGAAGGAGAAGCCGGCUAUAUUGAAGGACAAAAUCGUUCGCGAUGGAAAGUCCACCAAAGUUGCCUUACCGCGACCCAACGUCGCGAAACCACCGACGCCUGCGAGCGACGCGCCCAAGUCGCCCUCGGGGGAGAAGGAGUCGAUUAAAUUGAGGUUAAAGCUAGAUAAAAACGAGCCCAUAGUCCAACCCGUGUAUAAAGCCGACGUCAGUUUCAUCAACCAGCAGAUGAAGGGAGAUAAACCAUCCGAAAGCGAGUUGAGAGUUCCGCCGCUGCACAUCAGCUUGAGGGGACCGAAUUCGGCCGUCAUAAAAAAUUCAAAAAAGGAAAAGAAAAAGUUUCUCCCGGGUGACAUACAUUCGAAGAAAAAUAAAAUCAGAAAGUCUCUAGAAUCGGACGAGAAGCGGGAUAGGAGAGACGCGGACGAGGCCCUCGCCGCGCAGUCCGCCGAAAGCACUGAGAACUCAAAGACUGAUGAGUAUUUACACGUGAAGAAACUCAACAACCACUAUGGGGAGGGCGAGUCAUUAAAGGCGGAGGUGACGGGAGACAACAAUGUGGUGUAUAGAAUGAAAACCAUCUCCAAGAACGCCCACAUCGUGACUAAAUCGCACGACUACAAACUCAACAAUAAAGUUCAGAGCUUAGAUAAUUUGAAAGUCAAAAAGAAGUCGAAAACACUCGGCGAAGGCGGAAAGCCGACCGACAAGGAGAGGGACCGGGAGUGGAGAAACGACAUGCUGGAGAUGGAGGGCAAGUACGCUCAGAACGAGGGGUACAGAGAGUCGCCCAACAACCACGACGCGAAAAAGAAGUUACCCCCUACUAAAGUAGAGAAGGAUGGUGCAAAAUGUGAUAAUUUCAAGUCCAGUGAGGUGAAAACUGUGCAAAUAGACGCGGAACACGGUGAAGUGAAAACUGGUGCUAGUGAAUUAGGCAACCGACUUCCCAAGUCCCACAAGGGCUUGGAGAGGACGCUCAGUGCGGACGGGGAGGGUAGCAAGUUUGACCGCGAUGAGAACAAGUUGAAACGGACACUCACCGAUAGUGCCAUCACCUCACCCAAUGGGCUCAUAUCCUCUGAGAAAAAGAGAAAAACCAGCCAUAGUUCCUGUCCAGAACCCCCGGGCUCGACUAACGUCGGCACGAUAGGCGGGCGCGCCGACUCGCCGCCGCCGGGCGCGGGCCAGCGCGCGGGCGCCACUUCGCCCCGGCGGAAGGAGAGACCGAAGGACAAAACUUACUGCAAGCUGGUGGCCGAGAGGGCCGCCCGACCCGAGGCGGACAAGUUCAGCAACCGGUCGCCCAACUCGCAGGCGCAGGGGGAGGACUCGGGUAUCGAGUCCAUGGACGCGCUGUCGGAGAAGUCGCCCAACCAGGCCAGCCAAUCGCCCCCCGGCCCGCAGAGGAAGGAGCGCCUGGACACGCCCCGCUCGACGAGCCCCACCUCCGUGCAGAGGAUAAUCGGCGACAUCGAGCAGCCGCUGCGCUACGACCGCGCGCCCGACAUCGACGUGCUCGGUGAGCUGGAGGCCGAGCUGGCCAAGAUGCACGGCGACCAUGUCAACGGCGACGACGUGCCUCGCCGCCCGCCCCGUGACGCCGACCGACCCGAGGAGGUUAAGAGAGAGCCCACGCCCAUCCUCCGGGACGACGAGAAGCGGCCGCGUGCCGAUGCCGGGGACGAGGCGAACGCCGCGCUGAGCUCGGACGCCAAGCAGAGUUCGAGCGACGCCAAAUCUGAGUGCCCGAUUGCUCGAAAAGACGAUCUGUGCGAGGACUCGCCCUCGCCGAAAAAGGAGAAGGGCGGGGACGAUUUUGAUAAUUUACCGAGUAGGGUCUCGCCUCCACUGUACACAUACUCGAACCAGGAGAAGGCCAGCUCGAUCGACUCGGGGGAAACCGAGGAGGAGAAGGUGACCGUCUCCGAAAACGGGGAGGCGAAAGACGCGGGGGCCGACGGCAAGGAGAAGGAGCCGAAGCUGGAGAGGCUCCCGCUGAAAGCGGACUUCCCCGACAAGAGCCUGCUGGAGCAGCUUCUCAUAGAGAUUCCGACGCCCGACUACGCGGGGAGGAGGCCCGAGUCCCCGUCGCCCUCCGCGCUCGAGCGGGUGGCGCGCAGCAGCGUGCGGACCCGCUCCAGUAGCAAGAUGAACAGCCCCGCUGACGGGCCCCGCACGCCGCGCCUCAGCCCCGGCCUCGCCAAGCCGGAGCGCGCGGACUCGCCCGCCGCUCAGCACCGGACCAGCCUGAGGAGCGGCUCCGUCGACAAGACGAGCCCGCGGACCGCCCCCGCCGCCGCCCCGCCUGCAAAACCCGCCCCGGGGGCCAAGCGGAAGCGCAGGGAGUCGGAGAGCUCGUGCACCUCCGCCGUCAGCUGCGAGGAGGGCGUCUCGCCGGGCCGGCCCAAGAAGAAGCCGAAGAAGGUGGAGCCGAAGCCCGCCAACGCCGUCGCCGUGGACGGAAAGGGGGGGAAGAAGGAGUCCGACAGCGACAGCGACGAGCCGCUCAUAUGCAAAGUGAGGGGCAAGGGGGUGAAGGGAGUGAAGGCGGGGAUCAAGGUGCCGAAGAUGAUGGAGCCGGUGAGCACGCGGCGCUCCGUACGGCACGGCCCCGGCCCCGCCCCCGCGCUGCCCGCCGCCCCGCCCCCCGCGCCCGCGCCGCCCCCCGCUGCCACGCCCGUGCGCCGGAAAACCAGAAGCGCCGUUGGCGAGGGAGGAACUCCUAACCCCGGCGCGGUGCGGCGGCGGCGCGCGUCCCGCGACGGCAAGUGACGGCGGCGCCGCGCGGAGUUGGCCGCGCCCCCGCGCCCGCUGCCGCUGCUGCUGCCGCUCGACUGACGCCCCACGCCCGCCCCGCACCACCCCGCCGCGCCCCUUACCCCACUACACGCCUACCUGGCUCGCAGCGAUUACGCCUCGACCGUUUAAAAUAUCUCGGACAUAUUAUGAUAUUCGAUUCGAAUUCAAAUUAACCACGUAAUUCUGUAGUUGCGGUGCGGUCCCUCGACCGUGAUACGGUGCGACCGACGACGGGGUCCCGCGUAUAUGAAAAAUUUUUAAUUUUAUGAAUCUCAAGCCGUUUUAUAAAUUAAAAAUUGAGUUUUGUGCAAUAAAAGGAUAUGUAGGAUUUAGCGAAGUAGAUUAAUGUGUGAUUUUAGUGGCGUGAAAUAUUGUGAAGUGUUAGCGUAGAACGGACGGGGCGGCGAGCCGAGCUCGUCAACUAGUAAAACAUGUUACCAUACUUUCUAAAGCACUCGAGGUUUAAUUGUAAGUUUACUUUUCCUUUAAAUUAUUCUUAGGAGCGUCCUACUGUCGGUCGGCGGUGGACGCGCGCCGGCCGCGAGCCUUAGCCGUAGCGAUACAAGUGUAUAGUUAUUGUACAAAGGAGCACUCGACUCGAUACAAUAGGAUACGAAGCCGAGAUAUAUAAAUGCGUAAAUCUAAAAGAUAUUUUCGUACGUUUUUGCACGUGACCGAUAGCGUCGCGACCGGCGAACCCGCGAGCGUCGCCCGGCGGAGGGCGGCCAUCUUGUGGCGGCGGCCAUGUCGCGCCACGCGCCGCGCGCCGCGCCCGGCGACGCCCAGCGAUGUUAAUGUUAGCGUUUAGCUAUAAGAGAACUCACGACCAAUAAUUGUAAUUUGAAUGUGACAUAUAAUUUCUUAAUGAAAUGAUAAUAAUUAUGACUGAGUGUUUCAACAGUUUGUCUGUUUGGGCUUCCAGUAUAAUAAACUUAUUUAUUUUGUCGCCCUCCCUUAAAAUCGUUCCCCGAACACUUUCGACCGCGCCUCCCGAUAGUUCGAUGUUAGAAAUCCAGUGAUUCGAUGAAUUUAUAGGCUAGAUUUUUUUUGCACUGUACAUACUUAUUGGGACAUGUUAGUAGGACGUAAGUAGAUGCUAGUAUUUAUUAUCGCACACACUUUUCCAUCGUACCGUUAGAUUAGAUCUCACACGAAUACAUUUCGCUAGACGUGCCCCGACACUUUCGUCGGGUACCCCAACAUUUUCGUAUCUGAAGCAAUAAUAGACGGAUGUGAAGUUGCAGCUGCGAGCGAACCGAAGUCCGGAGGUCUUCGACUGCCUUAACGUUAGCCUUUUAGCGACGCCUUUAGCGUUUCCCUCGGAGCCCCGAUUCGUAGCACCCACCUUGUUAUUUGUGCGUACCGAGUAGCGGAGGUCGAACAGUGAUAUAACUACAAUACAAACGUAACUAGUGUGUAUGUAUAGAAUGUUUAACGUAAGAAUAUUGCCUGAUAACUUGUGCCCUAAACGUGUGCCGUGGUUAGUGGUGUCGGCUGUGCGAGUGCGGCGUGCGAAGGGCGCGCGGCCCGGGGCGGUCCGGUGUGCGCACGCCUUUAUUUUUUCACAUAAAUUAUUUUGAAAUCGGACUCCGAUAUUAUAUCUGUAAAAUGUGUGUAUAGCUGGGGAAAUUAAUAUAUGUUACGUACUAAGUUUUAUUUGGACUCGGUGACUGUAUUACUGUACAUAGACGCGCCGCGGUCCCCCGAGGGGCGGCUCCCCGAGGGGCGGAGCCUUGUGUAUAAAGCGUGACGUGUAAAAUAUAUCGUAAGAGAAUGGACUCGUUCUAGUUGUGUAUAUUGGGUGUAUAGUUAUUCUUUAGUUUGUUUUUGUUUUAUUUUUUCGAGUAACGUUAUUUAUGCCGAUGAAUAUAUUAUACGUUUAUAUAUCUAUAAAGAGAGGAAUACAAAUAGAGAUACACUAUAAAUAUAGGCUAGGGGUGACACCACACGUGAACAUAGUAUAGUUUUGGUAUGUAAACAAUAUAUAACUUGUACAUAGAUCACAGAAUAGGUAAUAAAUGAAUUGAUACAAUAAAUGUAACAUUAUGUUAUUGUAAUAUUUUUUCUAGUUGGUGUUGUUAGUCGGCGCUCGUUAGGGUGAGUGUACAUUUUGUUGCCGGUGACGUCAUCAAGUUGCGACUAUACUUUGUAUGCAUUAUUUUCUGUAAGUUGCUUUCUCUGUCGUUCUAUAAUAUUAUUUUUAAAUCACAUAAUUAUAAUAUUCAUAAAAUACGAUGAGUCAUGGUGAAUUAUUAUCAUAUUAUUAUGAAUGAAAAGAAAUAAGGAAUAUUAUUGUUCUGCUAUUAUUAAAUUUGUAAAGUUAGUUUAUUAAUAAAUCAAUAAAAAAUU